This is a messenger RNA of Ictalurus furcatus (blue catfish), 3878 nucleotides long. RefSeq names its product protein tyrosine phosphatase 4A3a (gene ptp4a3a). The transcript has 6 exons. The coding region runs from base 497 to 1018 and encodes 173 amino acids. Gene Ontology annotation, cellular component: nucleus. The record is from RefSeq and is a predicted model, not a curated record. Gene Ontology annotation, molecular function: protein tyrosine phosphatase activity. NCBI's taxonomy places the organism in Eukaryota, Metazoa, Chordata, Actinopteri, Siluriformes, Ictaluridae. Gene Ontology annotation, biological process: protein dephosphorylation.
GACAACCAGAAGGGUCGUGAGUAAAAUGAAUGUGUGAGUUAUCUCACAUGGACGCAGAGAGGUUUCUGCUCGCGGUCUGCACAAAACGACGGAAUAACGUGUGUUGGGGGACACCUCCGGAUACUCAAGUUCCCAUGGUGCCAUGCUUUGAUGCUGUUCCUUCAGAUGCCCGGCUCUUACUGCUGCUCUCAGCAUCGGCACAUUCGGCACGCUGAACGAUGUUCUCUGCUGAACCUGAUGACCUCCACUGAUCUCUAAACACGACUCCGUACACACCUAUUAGCCGAUGGGGUGAUUCUACCCUCCUGGCAAAAGGAAGCCGUCUUAAAGGCUUUGUUUUAGGAAAGAACUGGAUCCCAGGUGUACUGAUUGAGUCGUGUAUCAUUAUCAUUGAUAAUCUAUCAAAUCCAUAUUAAAAUACAGACAAACACGGAAGCUGGACGGUCCAAAUACUCCUUCAGCUUUUGUGUAAAGUUGGUCCUGAAGACGACGCAGCAUGGCGCGGAUGAACAGACCAGCGCCGGUGGAGGUGUGCUACAAGAACAUGAGAUUUCUCAUCACGCACAAUCCCACCAACUCCACGCUCAACAGCUUUAAAGAGGACCUGAAGAAGUAUGGUGCUACAACAGUGGUGCGUGUGUGUGAGGUGACCUACGACAAAACGCCCCUGGAGAAGGACGGCAUCACCGUGGUGGAUUGGCCGUUUGAUGAUGGAGCUCCUCCUCCCUCCAAGGUGGUGGAGGACUGGCUGAGCCUCCUCAGGAGACGCUUCAUGGAGGAACCGGGCUGCUGCGUGGCUGUGCACUGUGUCGCGGGCCUCGGCAGGGCUCCGGUGCUGGUAGCUUUGGCUCUCAUUGAGUGUGGGAUGAAGUAUGAAGAUGCGAUCCAGUUCAUCAGACAGAAGCGGCGUGGCGCGAUAAACAGCAAACAGCUGACCUAUCUGGAGAAGUACAGACCCAAACAGAGACUGCGCUAUAAACACCCACACAUCUUCAAGAACAAGUGCUGCCUCAUGUGACCUGAACGCUGCGCCCGAACCCGAACCACGCCGGUACCGAACUUCUCAGACCGGGGUGCUCUUCGCCGAACUGCUGCGUAAGCACAGCCCCGUUUCGGUCUGACUCGAUCCCUGUCUGUGCCUAAACCCCAAAUCGCUCUCACUACAGAGUGAACACUGCCACGACUCUGAGAGGUCAAAGGUCACCGCAGGGUCCGUAAGGCGCACCAAAGAAGGUGACCUUUGACUGAUCGACCAGCUGAUACGGAGCCAAGGGGAAUCAUGGGAAACUUUUUUUUUUUUCGCCUGAUCACUUUCUUUUAUCUGUGAAGUCUCAGGUCGUUUCAUUAUCAAGUCGUCUCAGAUACUGCCGCUUACUCUUUCAUUUCCCGGCGAUGCUUCGGCAUUUCGUGAGUAAGCCCAGCGUGGAAAUGGACGGAGAGGAUUUAUAGUAGGGGCUCCUCUGCGUUUUCAUAACUUCUUUGGCCAAAAUCUUUGCAGCUUCUGAGAAAGAGGAAUACAUGAAGGCUUUUGUGAACUCUGCAGCAGAGAGAAGCGUGUGUAAGACUUUUCCUUUUUAUUCCACUUCUGCCAUCAUCAUCAUCAUCAUCAUCAUCAUCAUCAUUAUCAUCAUCAUUAUUAUUUUUUUCUACACGCUUAUGAUAUUUUCUAAUGAAUUUAGUUGGAUGUAUCUUCCCCAUCCCAACACACACAAAAUAAACGAAUAAGCCAAACGAAUGUAGUAAACACGUCGCGCACCGCCACGCAAGCCGAGUCGGUCGUACUCCUGCGCUAAUGAAGACGAAGACCGGACUCGAGAAGUACGUCCUUCCCAACACGAGAACAAAUAAUGCACUUACCGUAUUCGUGUUUGAGAUUUGCUGUGUACGGCGCGAACGUUCGUCACGUAUUUACAAUCACCUGUGUUGUUCAAAAGCGUUUUGGUUUCCCUGGAAAACGUUUAUAUGUAAAUGUAAGAUUCCAAGCCACAGUUGCAGAUCUGACACCGAGGUGACAUUUCAAUAAAGACUGGUACAGUCAAAGAUAACGGUAGAAAGAAAUUCAUUCCAAUUUAAUUGUGGCUAGUACAUCUAAUGAAAUGGAAUUUUUUUUUUUUUUUUUUUUUUUUUUUUUUUUAAAUAUUAUGUGUUGUUUGUACCAAGUGAGCAGAUUCGACAGCUAUAUUAUUCAUUUCUCAACCCUGUACUAUACGUUAAAAAAACAUCAAUUAUGUGCGCCAUGUGAUUAAAAUAAUUCAGCAUAAUGCUGUUAUACUGAAUAUCGAUAUGAGGUAACUGACAUUUCAGACACAAUAUGGACAAACGUUUUGUUUCUUUUUUUUGCCCCGUCGGCAGAAAUAGUUCCCGAAGAAGCCGCAGCGGGAUGGAGCGUUCCGUGUUGCCAUGGUAACGUGUAGUAACUGUUUCGACAUGACAUAAACUGUUCUUCGGGUCGUAAUUUGACGUCGUGAACACAGACAAGCGGCGUGAUACACACAGUCAUAUGUACCGAUACCAAUGCUGUUCUACUAAACAUCAGCACACUUGGAGCGCCGCUUAUCCAAUCAGAUUAGUGCACCAGAACUAACUAUUGUAUAAUUGUACAACUUCAAAAACGUACAUGUAUGGGUCUGAGGUGAGUGUUACGCUUUAGCGAUGAUGCCGCAACGAAUCAUGGGACUUUCAGCUUGUUCUCAUGGGCAAGUCACCAAUCGGAGUGUCCUCAGUGUUUUUGGAGGAGGAUCAAGAGCACUUCCCCGGUUUUUUAUUGUUCUUGGUACGUGUGUUCUUGAUUAUUGGAAUGUAACUUGGGCGUUAAAAGAUGAUCUCAGCUGUGGACAGAAAACAACACGUAUUGAGAAAUACCAGUGCGCUUUCUUUGUUGUUUGAGUUACUUAUCUAACCGAUAAGUUCCUCCGACAUUGUUGUUGGGGUCAUGUCCCGAUGCACACCUCAACUCUGCAUCACGUCACACACUGUUUAUAUUGUAUAUUCUCCUUUCAAGCGCAGAGAUGAAUCACUUCAGAUGUCACUUUAAUGUGUUUCUGAAAAGAUCUUUCAAAACCUCAGGUCCUCACACGGCCCCGAAUGAGAGCUCAUGGACGGCUUUAAGACUUUUCUGUCUGCUUUUGAACACAUACCUCCUGCUGUACAGAGAUGCUUAUGAUGAUGAUAAUAAUAAUAAUAAAGGCUGGUUAUGAAUCAUUCCGUCGUACUUGGUGUAAUAUGAGAUGGCUGCAUCACCACGUGUGAGUAAAGACAUGACUCAUGCACACUCUGGACUUGCCAGCUCAUCACUUCGACCGCUAGAGCGUUGGAGAUGCGAGUGUGUGCAAGUGCUGCCAUCUGCCGGACAGAGCUCAGAACACACGUGCACACACGGACGUCCAAGCCCACACACCAGAAUUAUUUGAUUAAUUAAUAAUUUGUUAAGAUAAGACAAAAACGUUUGCACUCAAGAGAAUAAAAAUGAGUCUAACAAUAAGUAGAUUUGUUGAAAUAUAUCCUUCUGUUCUUCCAUAAACUGCUCUGACUCCAGUUUUAAUUGAAUUGAUUUAAAAAGAUUUUGGUUUACAUGACACGAUUUCUUAGAUCUUUUUCUGAAUUUUGCAUUCAUAUUUCCUUUUUAAAAAAAAUUCCACCGUCAAUUGACCAUAUUUAAACAUAGUAAGAAAUCUGUUUUAACAACAACAACAACAACAACAUACAGUUAUUUUGUUAGCUUUUCAUCGUCCUCAAUCACCAUUUCUAAGAGAGCAUGUUCAUUAUCUUAACUUUCAUAUUUUUCAUAAUUCACAGUAAUCUGAUUACAUAUUAAAUACCGCCAGAGCUUUUACCAUGAAUAAACUAACACUUUUUAUCUAGUUAUUGUACAUUUUAUC